AAAACAAAUGAGGUCCUGAAUGGAGACCAUGAUAAGGAACAGAAGGAUCCUUAUUUUGUGGAGACCCCCUAUGGGUAUCAGCUGGAUUUAGAUUUUCUCAAAUAUGUGGAUGAUAUACAAAAAGGAAACACCAUCAAGAAACUGAACAUCCAGAAAAGGCGGAAACCAUCUGUGCCAUGCCGGGAAUCAAGGACCACAGCUGCCCACCAAGGGCCGUGGACUUCCACUGAGUCCCUCUCCUCCUCCAACAGCGAUGAGAGCAAGCAGUCCCCCAACUUUCUCCUAGCCAGAAGCCAAGUUCCUUCAGCGUCAGUCUCAAGACCCCCAGCCCCUCUAGAGACUUCACCCACUUUUCUUGCCAUUCCAGAAAAUCGGCAGUUACCUCCACCCUCACCCCAACUCCCAAAACACAAUCUUCAUGUCACCAAGACGCUAAUGGAGACACGGAGAAGGCUAGAACAGGAACGUGUCACCAUGCAGGUGGCCCCAGGUGAGUUCCGAAGGCCUAGACUGGCUAGUUUUGGGGGCCUGGGCUCAACGAGCUCACUCUCCUCCUUUAUGAGCUCUGGAAACCACAAUCCUGCCAUGCAUCAGCUUCAGAACGGCUAUCAGGGCAAUGGGGACUUUGGAGGCUAUGCCCCAACUGCCGCCACCGCUUCUUCCAUGGGAAGCUCUGUACGUCACAGCCCCCUGAGCUCGGGCAUCUCCACUCCAGUGACCAAUGUGAGCCCCAUGCAUCUGCAGCACAUCCGGGAGCAGAUGGCCGUGGCUUUGAAACGCCUCAAGGAGCUGGAAGAGCAAGUGCGAACAAUCCCUGUGCUCCAGGUCAAGAUCUCUGUCUUACAAGAGGAGAAGAGGCAACUGGCUUCCCAGCUUAAGAGCCAGAGAGCCGCAGCCCAGAACGAUGCAUGUGGCAUGCGAAAACGGUCCUUCAGUGCGGGAAACGCCUCCCAGCUGGAUCAGCUCUCCAGGGUCCGGAGGCGUGGUGGGGAAUUAUACAUUGACUAUGAGGAAGAAGAGAUGGAAAGCGUAGAGCAGAGCACACAGAGGAUAAAAGAGUUCCGGCAGCUCACUGCAGACAUGCAGGCCCUGGAGCAGAAGAUUCAGGACAGCAGCUAUGAGGCCGCCCCAGAGCUCAGGGAGAAUGGAGAUUGCCAGACUCCCCAGUGCAGGUCUGUGGCUGUGGGGGUUGAUGAAGCCAUGGAUGACAUAAUCGUGUACCACAGGAACUCUAGGUCUCGUAAGGAUGCUGCUGUAGGGACAGCCAUUGAAUCAAAGGAUCUGGGCAUUAGCGUGACUGAGGCCAUGCUUGGAGUAACGACAGAAGCAGAUAAGGAAAUUGAAUUGCAGCAGCAGACCAUCGAAGCCCUAAAGGAGAAGAUCUACCGCCUAGAAGUGCAGCUUAAAGAAACCACACAUGACAGGGAAAUGACAAAACUCAAACAUGAGCUGCAGGCUGCCGGGUCCAGGACAAAAGUAGAUAAAGCCACCAUGGCUCAGCCUCUUGUGUUUAGCAAAAUGGUGGAGGCUGUGGUGCUGACUAGAGACCAGAUGUCCGGCGAUCACGUGGACAGAGUUGACGUGGGUGUGAGCACCUCUAUACAGACCUGCAGCGUGGGCCUCCUCUGUCAGCCCAAUUAUAAGCACAAAGCUGUGGGACCCGAGCUACCCAUGAACUUGUGGGUUGUUAAGGAAAGGGUGGAAACGAGUGACCGAGCUGCUGGGAGGGCUUUGGAGACCUCUGAGAAGAGUGUGGGCGUGGAAAUCAGCAUCUGUGAAACAGGCAGCAACACAGAAGAGUCUGUCAGUGGCUUGGCACUGUGUAAGAACAAUCUGGAUCUCAAAGAUGUGCGGUCCAUAGGCUGCGGCGACUGCUCCGUGCAGGUGACUGUCCGCCCUCUCCAGACGUACACUUCACGGGGUGUGAGCACCGAGGCAGUUAACCAAGUGGAAGCUGCUGUCAUGGCCGUGCCUCAUACCACAAGCCAGCACACCAGUACGGCUUUGGCACAAGUGAACCAGUUCACCAACACUGAGACGGCCACACUUACAGAAUCUUGCACCAGCACCAUCGUGAGCACUCUGGAUAAACAGACCAACACCCAGGUUGUGGAGAUGCGGACAGUGGCCGUGGGUGAAGGCCGAGUCAGGGAUGUCAGCCCCUCUGUGAAAACACGGUCUGUGGGAGUGGGGACCAUGCUCUCUGGCAGUGCUGGUUUUGACAGGCCAUCGGCUGUGAAGACCAAAGAGUCAGGUGUGGGGCAGAUAAACAUUAGUGACAACUAUUUAGUGGGGCUCAAGAUGAGGACCAUCGCUUGUGGACCUCCCCCAUUGACUGUGGGGCCCACUGCCAGCAAGAGGAGUGUGGGUGUGGGGGAUCAGCUUGUCGGAGAGUGGCUCGACAACCCCCAGCCUGCAACCCCUCCCGGAAUGGUGACAGGUUUGGAUCACUACAUUGAGCUUGUCCAGAAACUCCUAGCAGAACAGCAGACGCUGCUGGCCGAGAAUUAUAGCGAACUGGCCGAAGCCUUUGGGGAACCCCACUCACAGAUUGGCUCCCUCAAUUCACAACUCAUCAGCACCCUCUCCUCCAUCAAUUCCGUCAUGAAAUCGGCAAGCACCGAGGAACUGAGGAAUGCUGACCUCCCGAAAAUGACUAUAGUAUGUCCAAACAGCGAAAGUACACUGAAGUCCAUCAUGAAGAAGAAAGAUGUCAUGAAAGAUUCUAAUGGAGCGAAAAAGAAUCUUCAGUUUGUUGGCAUCAAUGGAGGGUAUGAAACAACUUCAAGUGAUGAUUCCGGCUCAGAUGAGAGCUCUUCUUCCGAGUCAGAUGACGAGUGUGAUGUCCUUGAGUCUCCUCCUGCAGAAGAGGAGGACGAAGACAUUCGGGGAGUGGCAGAAGGGCGCCAUGGUGUUUCUAUGGAAGGUUUCCAGUCCUCCAGGGUGGAAGAUGAAGUGCAGGUUCACAAAAGUGACCCUGAGAAGGUGGAAAUCAGAGAGAGAUAUGAAUUAAGUGAAAAGAUGCUGUCUGCCUGCAACUUGCUGAAAAAUAAUAUAAAUGACCCCAAAGCUUUGACCAGCAAAGAUAUGCGGUUUUGUCUGAACACCCUCCAGCACGAGUGGUUUCGCGUGUCUAGUCAGAAAUCAGCGGUGCCAGCUAUGGUGGGGGACUAUAUUGCUGCAUUCAAGGCCAUCUCCCCCGAGGUCCUCCGUCACAUCAUCAACAUGGCCGAUGGCAAUGGCAACACAGCCCUCCACUACAGCGUGUCUCACUCCAACUUUGAGAUCGUGAAGCUGCUUCUGGACGCAGAUGUGUGUAACGUGGAUCACCAAAACAAAGCAGGCUAUACGCCCAUCAUGCUAGCCGCUCUGGCUGCUGUGGAAGCAGAGAAGGACAUGCGGGUUGUAGAGGAGCUCUUCGGCUGUGGAGACGUGAAUGCCAAAGCCAGCCAGGCAGGACAAACAGCGCUCAUGCUAGCUGUCAGUCACGGGCGCAUAGACAUGGUGAAGGGCCUGUUGGCCUGCGGCGCUGACGUCAACACCCAAGACGACGAGGGCUCCACUGCCCUGAUGUGUGCUAGUGAGCACGGCCAUGUGGAGAUUGUCAAGCUGCUGCUGGCACAGCCAGGCUGUAAUGGCCACCUAGAGGACAAUGAUGGCAGCACAGCACUCUCCAUCGCCUUGGAGGCUGGACACAAGGACAUCGCAGUGCUCCUGUAUGCCCACGUCAACUUCGCAAAGGCCCCAUCUCCGAGCACCCCAAGGCUUGGCCGGAAGACUUCUCCUGGGCCCACUCACCGAGGUUCAUUUGAUUGAUCUGUGCAAAUGGCCACCCGCUGACACACCAUCAUGAAGCUGCUAAUUGUUCCUGUGGGGUGACAGCUACUGAAUGUAUAUGUUUGUGCCUGAGUUCAUCAGCACACAGCAAGCAGGAAGCUGAGGACUGCAGACUGGAGUUUUCCCAGUGGAAACUGAGCCAGCAAGAGAUGGGGAGCCAAGCAGCGCCAUUUCCUUUGGGACUCCCUUACCUCUUGAGUGGAGCACACUUGACACCAGUCUGUUGCAGCUCUGACCCUAACAUUAGGUACCACUAGAGGGAUUGGAGCCAUAACCUGAGUUGGGCUAGUGUGCAGUCUCCAGGAUUUCUUCCUCCAGCCACUCUACCCUGCCCAGAGCUAUCUUACUGGCCUGGUAGUUGGAGGCAUCUUGACAUAUAUCUCUACUGACUGUGUGUGGAACCAUUGGAAAACUCUGAAAAUUCCAUUUCAGACUGGAUUAGUUGCCUUUUUUUUUUCUUUUG
Suncus etruscus (white-toothed pygmy shrew) is the source of this 4300-nucleotide messenger RNA. RefSeq names its product KN motif and ankyrin repeat domains 1 (gene KANK1). The transcript has 9 exons. The coding region runs from base 436 to 3816 and encodes 1126 amino acids. Gene Ontology annotation, cellular component: cytoplasm; cytoskeleton. Gene Ontology annotation, biological process: negative regulation of actin filament polymerization. NCBI's taxonomy places the organism in Eukaryota, Metazoa, Chordata, Mammalia, Eulipotyphla, Soricidae. The record is from RefSeq and is a predicted model, not a curated record. Gene Ontology annotation, molecular function: protein binding.